Messenger RNA from Plasmodium cynomolgi strain B, 1035 nucleotides. RefSeq lists its product as hypothetical. The record is from RefSeq and is a predicted model, not a curated record. The annotation marks the transcript as partial. The transcript has 2 exons. NCBI's taxonomy places the organism in Eukaryota, Apicomplexa, Aconoidasida, Haemosporida, Plasmodiidae.
AUGGAAAUGUCACACAAUACACUGGAUAUUACAAAAUGGGAAAAUGAUGUUCGUUCUAAUUUUUUUAGUAAACAAUUUAAUGCAUUAAAUUUAAUAAAUAUAAUAAAACAGUAUCCUUUCUUAAAUGCGGUUUGGAAUAUAUAUAAUGAAUUUGAUAAACCUGUGGAGAAUAAAAAUGAUAUAGGUUACUCGAACUAUGAUAAUGUCUGCAACAGAGUUGCAAAAGAUUAUAUUGGCACAAGUGAUAUUCUUAAACGCUUUUGUGUGCAACUUGUAAGAAAUUUAGGGUGUUAUAGUUAUAAUAGUGUAUAUUACAAUCUUUAUAAGGAUCGUUGUGCGAUUUUAUACUAUUGGAUAUAUAAAUCAAUAAAACAACAUGGUAUUAAUAAGGAUCUUAUUACUGCAAUUUUUUAUGAUUAUUAUAGUAAACUGUGUACGUUGGAGAGAAAAGCUAAUUGUUUUUUUGAUUAUACUUAUUACGAUAAGUUUAAAGAACCAGUAAACAUGAUAUUCUUGGAAAUUUUCCAACAUAAUAUAAAUACUGUAAUAUAUACAUUGAAUAAUUCAUAUGGUACAAUUGAUUAUAAAUUGCAAAGGUAUAUUUGUGAAACCGUUAAUUUAUAUAAUGAAAUGAAUAAAAAAUAUUGCCUUCAUAAUGACCCAAAUUAUAAAAGGACUUGUGACGCAUUAAAAAUAUUUAAGAUAACAUAUAAUGGGUACCUUUAUGAAAAAUAUCACAACAAUUAUAUAAUACCACCCUUAGACAAUGUAAAAAAUGAAGAUUCGUUGAAAUGUAUAUUGCAAGCAAAAGCAUUAGAACCAGUUACUACUAGUGAAGUAAAUAAAGAAACAUCUUCACAUUUAGCGAGGGUUCAUAGUACAAGUACAGAUACAUCUACACAUUCAACGAAAGUUAUUGAUGGAAUUCAAGUUGAUUCUAGGUUACCUACUGUAUUCACAGCUGAUGGUACCGUGGGUGAUGGAGAUACAGCAGGUCAAUUUACGAUUUUAACUGAAGAUAAUGUUGAAAAUGAA